AUGCCACAGAAAACUAAGAAGGCCAAGGCUCAAAAGAAACCUAAGAAGGAAGAAAAGAAGGUCAAAAAGAAAAUCAAAGCAAAAGAUGCUCUUAAAGAGCCUGAAGAGAAGAAAGAGAAAAAGAAAGUUGAGAAAAAAGAAAGCAAGAUGAAGCUUAAAUAAAAUUAAGUAUAAGAAACCCAAAGUAAAAAUCGACCCCGAAAUAUCCGCCUUCUACAGCUCAGGCCCACCCACAAAUCCAUUCAAUAUCAGCCACCAAAUAUUUGAAGAAAUCUACUCUAAGGUGACCCAAGCUAUUGAUGAUAUUGCUAUAAGUGAGAAGGUGGAUGUGUACUCGGUGGACCAGAUUUGUCAGGAUUUGAAGGUGGUAUUGGGUAGAUGUGUUGGGUGUAAGGAUAAUGGGGAUGUGACUGAGGAGAUGAGAAGAGGAUAUGAAGAGGAUAUUGAGCCAGAGUCUCCUGGAUUAGACAAGUUUUCAAAAGAGGCUAUUAAGGUUGAAAAGAAGCUCAUUGUGUUGAAAAAGAAGAAAAAUCAUUAUUUUAAUAUUACUCAAGAGGUUGAUGAGAAAUCUCUCCCGAAUGUGGAGAAGAGGUUGAGUAAUAUGGGGUUCAGAUCUUUGAAUACAUUUGCACCUAGGCUUUCAAAAGCAGAAAAGAAGAAAGGUUCUAACACUCAACUCUCUUCUUCAAUAGCAACAGAGUCUCCCGAUAAUUCCAACUCACACAGUUCGAAAAAGUGGCCUAAGCGUCCAAAACAGAUGCCUAUUCCUGACUUCAUUGAGCCUGAAGAGAUUGAUGAUGAAUGGGCUAGACAAGAAUUUGAAAGGAAACAAAACAUCAAAAUUCAGCUUGAAAAGAAACAGAAAGAUAACCAGAGACGACUCAAAAAGAGAAGAAGGCUUAUCAACAAAGCAAAUAAAGAGCAGGAGUCUGAAAACUUAGAGAAAGUCACUACAGAUUCCAAAGGCAAUGUCUUACUUAAAAGAAUGCUUAAUGUAGAUAUGCUUGCUCCUAAAGGCUCAGCAAGAAUGGUUCACUACAAAGUUGAUAAAGAGAUGAGUGUGGGGAGGAACAUUUAUAAAGGAGUUUUCGACACCAUUAAGAACAAGUUUCAAUCAGAGACCUCUAUUAACAGCCAUAGGCAGAUACAGAACUACAAGUCACUAUCACGGACCAGGAAUGAUGGCAAAAAUAAUGAAAGAAUUUUAGACGUGUAUAUGCUAAAGAAGCCUAAAGAAAUGACAAAUAAAUAUAACUCUUUCGUUGAUAGAGAAGCUAUGUGCGAAAGUCUUUACCAAGGUGUCACUCUGAGAUCGAGAAAGGGAACUUUAGAAAAAUCUGCUAUUCCAUCCAAGAAAACACCACAAAAUAAUUUCAUGGGUAAAAGACUCAGUAGGGAUGAAUACAAGGAUAUCUCUGCUCAGGAAACCAAAAAUUAUAAAGAUAAUAGACUGAAGGAUUAUCAUAAUAACUCUGUGAGGCUCCAAGAGAGCAUUGAGAAGGAAGAAAGCAGAUUCACCCCAAGAAAGGAGGUUCUGAAUCAUUCUAAUAGUGAUAUCUCACCGAAAAAUAGGCAUUAUAUUAGUAUGGCAGAUCAGGGAGCUAACUUAAGCAUGCCAGAAUCAACUCCUAGGUUUACAGAAAACCAUAAAUAUUCCAACAGGAUGUCUAUGAAUAAAUACAGUUUGAACUUCAGAAUGGGUAAAAACAGAAUGAUUCAUAAUAACCAGCACUCUGUAAGCAUGGUAGUCGGAGAUGAAGAGGAUAACUACGAACUUAAGAAAUCUAAUCCAAUGAUACUUCCUCUCGAGGAUCUGAACUUGACCUCCCUCUCUAUUGCUAAUGUAGGAAGAUAUGCAUUUACUGCUAAAAACUCUGUAACUACAAGGAAGCCUCCAUUUUUGCCAAGAUUGAAAAACUUCAAAAGAGUUGUUGAUAAAGUCGAUAUAAACCCCAGUCCAAAUACUUCAAUUGAAGUGAAGUCUUCUGACAAGAAGCACCCGCUUCAAAGUUUCAGGUUUCUGAACCGAAACAAAGAUGUAAAGACUAAUAUGAACUCCUUGCGCGUUUCCAGGAAAUACUAGUCAGCUGAUUUCUGUAAAGAGUUAUUAAGUUUUUGAAAAUAUGAAGAAAUUCA
This is a messenger RNA of Moneuplotes crassus, 2136 nucleotides long. The record is from the annotation of a GenBank genome assembly. NCBI's taxonomy places the organism in Eukaryota, Ciliophora, Spirotrichea, Euplotida, Euplotidae.